AUGGCGACCCUGUACACACUCCCCGCCGAGCUCCUCGUGCGUAUCUGCGAGCUGGCCGACCGGCGGGACCUGUGGGCACUUGUGCGGACGUGCACGUGGCUGCGACGCGUGGGGCUGGGGCUGUACAUGGCGCGCCUCGGCGUCUCGCGGGCGCACGCAGAGUCUGGCACCCUGACGCUGCCCGCGGCGCACCAGGCGCUGCUAAUCGUGCUUGUCGGCCACAUCCGGCCGCUCCAGAAGCUGGUCGCGUUCCGGUACCUGCGCUGGCCGGCCCCGACGGCGGUCGAAUUCGAGAGUCUGGCGCUGGCGGCGGUGCUUGCGGCGGUGCCGUCCAUCCCGGAUGUGAUGGUUUACAACCGACACAGCAACGCGAAUGCUGCAAGAACGACGCGCGAAGCGGUUGAGCUGCUUGCGCGUAUGCCGGCCGUUACCGAGAACCUGCUGCUUAUCGUCCAUGGACCAUGGGGAGCACUGGGUGCUCUCCCGGCCCCGGAAAACACCACCCGUGGCGUGAUCUUACCUGCCCUACUCUGGGGCGUCCCGCUUCUGGCCGUGGUCCUCGCGAAGAACAUUUUGAUUGUACUGCUAUGGGUGUGGGACGCCCUCGUCGGCCCGCCGUGGCCGUUCGAGGCGCGCCUGGCGCACGCUUACGGGCCGGUUGAGUUUACCUACUGGAUGCGCGUGCAGACGCUUCCAGCACGGCUUACACUCGUCACGCUCGUCGACAAAGAGAAGCCGGUGCUCACGAUCCGCCCGGCGCUGAAGGGCCUCUCAGCCUCGCAGCUCUUCGCUGUCAUGUACGCGCUUGACAUUGCCCUGCACCGCCACAUGCAGACGGUGGUCGUCGCGCCAAAUGCUAAGGUGAACUACGGCGACCUGGACUGGCUGGUGCGCCGCCACGCCGGGCGCGAGGCUAUCACGCUCGGCCCGGGCAGCAUCCGCGCGGCGUCCCUCCCGAGGGCGCCGACUCAGAACCCUGCGCACAGGGCAGGUGCCGCCAUCCUCAAUUCGCCGGCGGCGUACGUCCCGUACUUCCUUGUGCCAUACGCGCGCGAGAUUGCGCUAGCAGCGCCAAAUGGCAGAUUCAACGCAGCGGAGCACGACGCCGCGCUGAACGCCAUCGCCGCGCUCCCCGGUGCGCAGCCUAUCCAUCUCUCUCUUGCCCUCCGGCCCGGGAAGACCGUUGCCGGACUGCCGUGGACGCGGCUCACCACAGCGGACGCGGAGGCCGGCGCGGCGUAUCCCCGGCCGACGCGCGUGGCGGCGCUAACGCUGCGCGCGGUCGGCGGCCCGUUCCGCGCGGUGCACCUCCUGGACGACACGAACGCGUUCACGCGCUGGCUCACGCUGUUCCCCGGCCUGCGCCUGCUAGUAUUCGCGCCCGGCGCCGUGGAACUGCCGGCGCAAAAGAGGGCCGCGCUGGAGCAGAAGAUACGGGCCGCGUGCGGCGACGCAACGGCGAUUAUGUGGAAGGCCUAG
This is a messenger RNA of Mycena indigotica, 1479 nucleotides long. RefSeq lists its product as uncharacterized. The transcript is spliced from 2 exons. Lineage: Eukaryota; Fungi; Basidiomycota; Agaricomycetes; Agaricales; Mycenaceae. The record is from RefSeq and is a predicted model, not a curated record. The coding region runs from base 1 to 1479 and encodes 492 amino acids.